AUGGACGGUAUGGAUGCGUGCUUUGCCAGAGACGGGAGCUUCGACUUCAGUACCCCCUUUCUAAGCAGUUCUGCCUCGUCCCCGUCGUACGACUCGGCAGAUCCUUUCACUCCUCGGUCCGGUCGUUCAACUCCUCCCGGGUCCUCCAUCGACAUGGGUGACUCGUUUUCAUCCAACGGCUCCUACUCUCCACACGGGUCUUUCUCGUUUGAGCCCACGCCCCCCAUGGCCAUGCCCAUUCCCAAGGGCCACUACAAGCACGGUCAUAUUGGUAUGGCCUCUUUUCACUACCCGGGCUCGAUGCCCCUGACUCCCACCCGUCAGCAACAGGGACACGGGUUUCCCGGGAUGGAACUCGACUACAACACCAUGCUGCAGUUCACGCUCGAACAGCAGUCCAUGUCCAACAUGUCGCCCUCACAACCCACCAUGAUGGGCCACUACCCGACGCAGCACGACCUCCAGUCCUCUCCUUUCGCCAUGCCCACCCCUAGCCGGUCUCUCUCCAACGCGACGCCGAACCACACCUCGGCCAUGUGGCCCUGCAACAGCGAGAGCCCCAUUGUCCUGUUCGGCUCGCACCAUACUCCUUCCCCAUCACCCACCCAGAUGACACCCACCAGGCGUGGCGGCGGCGGCGGAGACGAGUCACCAACCCUGUCACCCUCCAGCCGGUCCUACCGCCGCCGCGGACCGAUGGCCGAGGCGCAGCGGACGGCGAUGGCGCUCCAGCGCUACGUCAACGAGAAGAUGCGGCGCGAACAGCGCGACAAGGAGUUGUUGUCCAAGUACAAGGCCACCAAGCUCGAGCAACACCACGAUGCCCGCGCCGCCAAAUCGAAGCAGCAGGAGCUCGGCCAGGUGUUGACGGAUGGGAACGUCCUGGUCCCGAGUCCCCGGGAACGGUGCGACUUUGCGGGAUGCCGCAAGACGUAUCAGAAGAAGGAGCACUUGAAGAGGCACCAGAGAGCAGCCCACAGCAUCGGCGGGACGCCCGAGAUGUACGCCUGCCCGGCCGAGGGCUGCGGCAAGGUGUUCAAAGACCGGUUCGACAACUUCAAGCAGCAUCUCCGCAUCCACAAGGACGGCAAGAGCACCAGGACGCCCUACAGCGAGGAGGCGGCGCGGCUGUACGACGAGCUGCGGAAACAGAGCAGGCUGCGCAAGCGGGCGCACCGGAACGCGGCGGGAGAGGAGUGCUUCUGCUCGACUUGUUCCCUCGCUUGA
Sodiomyces alkalinus F11 is the source of this 1227-nucleotide messenger RNA. RefSeq lists its product as hypothetical. The record is from RefSeq and is a predicted model, not a curated record. The coding region runs from base 1 to 1227 and encodes 408 amino acids. Lineage: Eukaryota; Fungi; Ascomycota; Sordariomycetes; Glomerellales; Plectosphaerellaceae. The transcript is spliced from 2 exons.